Messenger RNA from Arachis ipaensis, 754 nucleotides. NCBI's taxonomy places the organism in Eukaryota, Viridiplantae, Streptophyta, Magnoliopsida, Fabales, Fabaceae. The record is from RefSeq and is a predicted model, not a curated record.
CUCUCUAGUAUGUGAUUUUGGCUUAUCAAGAAUGAAGCACAGUACAUUCCUUUCUUCCAGAGCAACUGCAGGAACAGCCGAGUGGAUGGUGCCUGAAGUGUUAAGAAAUGAACCUUCAAAUGAAAAGUGCGAUGUUUAUAGCUUUGGAGUCAUAUUAUGGGAGCUCUCUACUUUGCAACAGCCCUGGGGUGGAAUGAAUCCGAUGCAAGUUGUGGGUGCUGUCGGUUUCCAGCAUUGUCGCCUUGUCAUUCCAGAUGAUAUGGAGCCUGCUAUCAUGGAUAUUAUCAAGCAAUGCUGGAAGACGUGAGUGUACUCUUCAAUCAUUUUAUCCUUGUUCUAAGAUAUCAGAACUCUUGCUUAUAGCAUUCUGAAAACCACUUGUUCUAUCGAAUAUGAAUAAUCACAUGAAAGGAAAUACACAUUUGAUCUUGCCAAGGUACAAUUUUGUUUCAAUAUAACCAUUCUUGUAAUAAAAAAUCCUUACAAUGUGCAAGCCAGUUUCAACAAAUCCCUGUAAUGACGACUCGUUGUUUCCUCUAAAGAUUUUUAUGCAUAAUAGGGGUUUGAUUACACAAUUUUUAAACUAGAAGACUUGGUUGAAAAAUAUUUGUACAGUAUAUGGACUUAAUUAAAAACUUCUAGACUAUAGGGAUUUGUUGAAAAUAUUUCGGCAUAUAUAGGGAUGCCCUUGCAAAUGUUUAAGCUUUAGGAACCUUUCGAAUAGUCUAAGUGUCUAACUUCUUCACCCUUCACC